UAUUUGCUAUCGUCACAGAUGCAACUGCUUGAAGAAGUGGCCGUAUGCGUUCAAAUGAAUUGGUUGACGUUAUUGACUGGAAAGUCGAACGUUGGAAAGGCGUCGACGAUGAUAGAUUAUGUGAACAUCGAAAAGAUUAAAGCCGAGUGCAUGGAAUUUCUAGUGGAUCAGAAGGAAUUGCGUGAUGCGGUAGCAAAUUGUGAUGAUGCUUUAGCACUAAGAUUAUCGAUCCAGAGUGCUGCGUAUCUGGUUGAAGAAGGUAAAUAG
Molecule: messenger RNA, 267 nt
Organism: Anisakis simplex (herring worm)
Lineage: Eukaryota; Metazoa; Nematoda; Chromadorea; Rhabditida; Anisakidae
Source: the annotation of a GenBank genome assembly